Cricetulus griseus (Chinese hamster) is the source of this 2358-nucleotide messenger RNA. The record is from RefSeq and is a predicted model, not a curated record. Lineage: Eukaryota; Metazoa; Chordata; Mammalia; Rodentia; Cricetidae.
CCGCUCCUUUCCCCCCCGCCCCCCGCCCUUUCUCUUCCCGGUUUUCCUCUCAGCUGCGGAGCCUGGCUACUGGCAGCUUCCGGUAGGAGCGCCGCGAAGCGCGACCCGGUCUCUGCUCGUUGUCGAUGUCCUACGGUCCCUUAGACAUGUAUCGGAAUCCCGGGCCCUCGGGGCCCCAGCUCCGGGACUUCAACAGCAUCAUCCAGACGUGCAGUGGCAACAUCCAGCGGAUCAGUCAAGCCACUGCUCAGAUAAAGAAUUUGAUGAGCCAACUUGGAACCAAGCAGGACUCAAGCAAGCUCCAGGAAAAUUUGCAACAGUUACAGCACUCCACAAAUCAGCUCGCCAAGGAGACAAAUGAGUUGCUAAAGGAAUUAGGGUCUUUGCCCCUACCCUUGUCUGCAUCAGAGCAGCGCCAGCAGAGGCUUCAGAAGGAGCGUCUCAUGAAUGACUUCUCGUCGGCCUUGAACAACUUCCAGGCUGUGCAGAGAAGAGUGUCUGAGAAGGAGAAAGAAAGUAUAGCCAGAGCAAGAGCUGGGUCUCGUCUGUCUGCAGAAGACAGGCAGAGAGAGGAGCAGCUCGUCUCAUUUGACAGCCAUGAGGAGUGGAACCAGAUGCAGAGCCAGGAGGAUGAGGCGGCCAUCACUGAGCAAGACCUGGAACUUAUUAAAGAGAGGGAAACGGCGAUUCGGCAGCUAGAGGCUGACAUUUUGGAUGUCAAUCAGAUAUUUAAAGAUUUAGCCAUGAUGAUCCAUGACCAAGGUGACCUGAUAGAUAGCAUAGAAGCCAAUGUGGAAAGCUCAGAGGUGCAUGUGGAAAGAGCCACUGAUCAGCUGCAAAGAGCUGCUUAUUAUCAGAAAAAGUCUCGCAAGAAGAUGUGUAUCCUCGCGCUUGUCCUGUCUGUGAUUCUUACAGUCUUGGGAGUGGUUAUCUGGUUUGCUUCUAAAUGAGGUGCGGUUGCCUCAGAGCCUUCUCCUGCUGAGUUGUUUUCAAGGGCAAGUGCUUGAUGGAGUCUUGCCAGAACAAACUGACCACAGAAGAGAGCGUGUACCAGAGUGUCCUGUGAUAAUUUAGCUAGAAACUAACUACUAACUAGUCCUUGGAAUUAGCGACCCAUGGAGACAGUAUUUAUCCAUUUAUGCAUACAUUCUAUUGAUUUCUCAGAUAAGGAAUUAACUUAUGUGUAUUUCCCUUUCUCUUGUAUUUUGAUUGCCCUUUAUCCCAAGUGUUUAUUGACAGUUCCAUUGCGGAUGUUCUUUUUGACAGGUGACACUACAGUCUCAUAAUAUUGUUUUUUGUAUAUAUACAAACUCUAACUUUUUAUGAGCAUCUGAGAUAAAUUUACUUCUGGAGCCAGCCCAUUGAAGUCUGAGAAACUGUACAAUAUGCCAGCAAUUUUUAUUUAAACAUUUCAAUUUGAGUUUCCAAGGGGUCUGUUCUCUGUUUUGCAAGAUUUUGGCACUGUAUGUAAGUGGGGAAUAAGAACACUGCACCCAUGACUUCAGAUGAAAUGAGAAGGGCCUGUCUGUGAGAGUGGCCCCAUUGCCAGGGUGUGUAUGAAAGUCUGGGUUUAAGUUAAACUGACUUUAUUGUCUGCUGGUAUCGUUUAUAGAGUCCAUCCCCGCACACUAAGUCAUCCUGCUCCUGUUUUAAAGAGGUUUGCUUCAUUGACAAUGUUACAAUCAGAUGGGCCCCUCUUCCACCUGUCUGCAUAGAAAGGGAGAAUUAGGCACAGCAUGAUUUUGGAAAGCAAAUAGGGAUCGUUUGGAAUGGUUCUCUUGUUGUUCAUUUGUGGCUUACAUUCCUGGUGAAUGAUAAAUGUUGCUGUCAAAGGCUGUUCCCGAGCCUUAUAAGUGUUGCCUGGCUUUGAUGGCAAGAUUUUAAAAUUUAGACUGAAGUGGGGUUUGAAACUUAGGUCUGUGAACAUAUUGAUAAAGCAAAGGUUCCUUUUUGUAAAUAAUACUGGUUUAGUGAUGUUAGACUUAGCCUAAUUUAUGAACAAGAGAUCAAACUCAGCGUAGUGUUAGACAAAAACAGUUUUAAUAAAAGAUUGUUGUCUUGUAAUAUAAACGUUGUCCACUGCCCUUUUUCACAGGCCUAGAACAGGUAGAGUGUAAUUGGUUUAGGCAUUCAGAUAAAUGUGAAUCGAGGCUGAAAAUGUCAGCUCAUCCUUCACUGAAUUGGAGGAUUUGGCUACUGUUGGUAUAUUUAUGUUUAUUUCUUCUAUUCCUCUUAAUGUUACUUAAUCUUGUUCUAUACUAAUGUGAUCGGUAGGGAAAUAAGGGCCCAAAUGCAUAAGUUUCUUUGCACUUUUGCACCAUCCCUCCUACUUAAUACAAAUAAACAUUUAAAAGCUUU